AUGGCCUCGUACUGCGAGGUGUGUCAAGGCCUGUACGACAUUCCUCACCCACACUUGCGGCUGCAGUGCUCGUCAUUGUCGCCGCCGCCAUGGAAGCGCGGUAUCUGGAACCCAGUUUGCCCUUCAUCAUCGCCACCCGAGCGAGGAGGAAGCGGGGGAGGCCGCGGUAGCCGCGGUUUGUCGUGGCCUCGCGUCGCCAGCCGCCACCGCGAAACUCCACACGCGUCACGCUUGCCUUUUCUGAAGGCCCGGAUCAGCGGUCACGACUGCGUUGGCCCCUACGUGUGCCCUUGCCAGCAGCGGCGAAGCGCCUCCAUGCCAGCAGUGCCCGACUCCUACGGCGUCUCAGCCUCACACGCCGCAUCACAUUCCUCCCCUUCUCUCCUACGGCGCAUGUUACACGGCGCGGAUGGGGGCGUGGGGUGCGGCGACGAACAGGACGACCGCUAUCGUUGCACGACAUCCCUUCCACUCCCGGUGUCUGCCUCCGCAGACGCUGGGCGAGGAGGCUCUCCCUUCAUAGAGCGCUACGGCGAAGACACCUACUGUAGCCAGCGCCGCGCAGACGGCAACCCGCCCCAGCUGGAUUACCUGCGCCGUGGGGCCGGACAUGUCUGCACGUAUGUGUCUCCUUACGAUGACUGCGAAGGCGAUGGAGAACGGAUCAGACUGACGCGCGGCGACGGCGACAUGGCUUUUCCGCUUUCCUCGUUCUCGCCAUGCGCGCCGGUGGACGCGCGGGAGGCGGCCGCGCGCCACCGUCGCCGCGCCAGCGCGGGGAGACUACCGCACGUGUGCUGCGCGUCAUCUCCUUACCCCUGCGACGACCUGGGGUGGGGUGGCAAGCUCGGUAGCCGCAUACCACAGCACUUGUCCUCGUCGCCUAGCCUCGACAAUGCUACUCGCUAUGCCUCCGAACGCGCCGCACGGCCGCGAUCGAGCCGUAGCAUCAGCGCUGAUCACCCUUCCCGGCGAAUAUCCCCGACGGCCGAUGGGGGUGGCCGUCGUGGUACGCACAUGCCGUUGGUGCACAACGACACAGGGUCUGGCGAACCGUCUUCCUCACAGCGACCGCCGCUGCUGCCGUCGGUGGCAUCGAUCACGCCGGCAUCUUCUUUUGCGGGCCUCACCGUCGACGCUGAACAGCGUGCUCAGACAUCGACCAGUUCUGAGGCACCACUGCACGUCAGCAGACACGGUGACUCGGCGCAGCAGCCUUUGGUCGCGGCUGGUUCACUGUCGUCUCGCGCUCGUGACUCUCUGGCGGACCUCGUCGCCAAGAUACGAGCAGAAGUCAGCAAAGACGUGACUUCGUGGGCCACAGGAGCGCCCCGCAGCGAUCUACUUCUGAACCCGGCGGAUGCGAAGCCUCGGGCAACUGCAGAGGGUAAGAGAGAAAGACACCGCCGUCCAGAGAAGCCGCAGGAGCAGACCUCCGCCGCUCAGGCUACAGCAUCGUCGCUCCUGUCUUCGUCCGCAGUGUCGACGGGAGCAGAGGAGACCGCCGCCUUUCAUGUGCUGGCCGCUCCACAGUCAUCCAGCACUGGCGACAACCGCGGCGCGCAUGCUUACCGGGCUUCCGCUGCACCUCCAGCGGCGAGUGGUGAGGCUCGCAGCGCACGGUCGCAUCGGCGGCGCAGCAGCACUGAAGAACACCGUCGCCCAUCCCGGCCACGGCACUCUUCGUCGUCGUCCUUGUCAGCGUGUUCGACCCUGUCAUCAUCCUCUUCGGUGCAUCUCCGUCGAACGGUGAGGAGGGCCGAGGUGGUCCUAGGCCGACUGAGGGACAGAUCACGCGGCAAUGGCGGCAGUCGUACGCAAUCGCCCGCUGCUGUUGGUGCAGCAACCGUCCAUGGUCGACGGAAUACCUCGGUGCACUCCUCUGGACACAGGAAGGGCUGCACAGGGUUGCAGCGUGGCAGGGGACGUCGUCGCCACUCCGCCCCUCCUCUGCCCUCUCGGGCUCAUGCGACACAUGUGCCAUCCCGCCGAUCGUCUCUUCCGACUCCCAUAGAGACGUUCUCGACGGAGAGUCCAGGUGCACCCCAGCGAGUGCAUCCACCUGAUCGGGUUGCAAGGGAGGCGAUAAGGGAUGUGGGGACGAAGAGAGUUGAUGCGUCAGAGGCUACUUUGACGGUGGCUGAGUCACGCCGGCAGCAGGAGAUGUGGCGCACCACGCAGGAGCACCGCAUCGAGCAGCUACGCGAGGGUCUGUCGGCGCUAUGCGCGGCCGUACGAAAAGACCUUCAGAAGGUGCGCGAGGAGGUGGGCAGGGUGCGUGCCGAGGCCAAAGACGCGGCGGAAGGCACUGAAAGACGAAUGCGUGAGGCGUUGGCGGCUGCAUCGCGGUCCAACUCGCCCGAUGAGCGUGCGACCCACGCAAGAAGACGAGAGGUGGACUUCCACCCGAGCUCCGUCGUGGCGGCAGUGACCCAGUGCACGCCGGCGGAGCAGCGCCGUCUCGCCAUGCUUCUUCUGCCUCACUUUCGACCGCUACUUGAGGAGAUGGUCCAGGGGGAGGUGCAGUGCCAGCUCCGCCAGCACCGCGGCGAGCAGCAAGAGGCGCAGCAUGGACUUGAGCGGCGCUUGCACACGUACGUUGAGGAGGCGGUGAUGUCUCAUCAGCGCCGUACACGCGCAGACGAGACCGUCGGCAGUGAAGGCAUCGUCACUGCCCCCGUGUGGGCAACCUUCUCUUCUGCGGAUGCCUUCGACGCACACCUCCGCGCUGCCACUCGCGCGGUGCUGCUCGAGGAGGACGACCGACGGUAUAGUCUGGUGAAUGAGAACGAGCGCCGGCAUGAGCGGCGCGUGCAGAAGCUGAAGCAGGACUGGCAAGAGGCCCUGAAAACCGCACAAGCGGACUGGAAGGCCGAGUGGCGGACUCUUUUGGAGGAGGAGGCGAAUGCGUGGACAUGCCGUGCGCAGGCACCGCUGUUGCAGCAGGCCGACACGCUUCAGGACAUUGUAAAGGCUCUCACACGCGACGUGACACACCUGCAGGAGCAGCAGGAGGCGCUCUCCGCGCGCCUCUCGACCAGUCUGCGACAUGAGCGGGAAAUGCGAGUGCAGGAGCAGGCACAACUCGCUGAGCGUGUUGAGCAACGCGUGCGACAACUUCUACCGCGUGAGGUCGAGUCUGCCUGCGUGCGAUUUCAUGCGUUGCGAGAGCAACGGCUCGCAGCGGCAGCUUCACGAGGCACUUUUACCGAACUGACCACUCCCGGGGCAUCGCGCCGGAGUGCGACACCCACGACCUGCGCUGCCGCUGCGGCCGCUGCGCCAUCAUCCGCAGAGGAGUUUCGCUUGUCCAUCGUGCAACCGGCCAUGGAGCAUAUGCGGCGUCUGCUCGUGUUGCACCAAGAGAUGAUCGACGCGACGGUUGAGGCUCGUUGCCGUCGCGCUGAGCACACGGUGGAGGGCAAUCGGCACGUGUGGUCGCAGAACGUGGCAGAGCUGCGGUCAAAGCUCUCGGCGCUGCGCGCCGACGUGCGUGGUGCCUUAGGCGAGUUGUGCGAGAACCUUAACGUGGCCUCUCCAGCCCUGUAA
This is a messenger RNA of Leishmania mexicana MHOM/GT/2001/U1103, 3549 nucleotides long. RefSeq lists its product as hypothetical. The transcript has a single exon. The coding region runs from base 1 to 3549 and encodes 1182 amino acids. The record is from RefSeq and is a predicted model, not a curated record. NCBI's taxonomy places the organism in Eukaryota, Euglenozoa, Kinetoplastea, Trypanosomatida, Trypanosomatidae.